Messenger RNA from Nomia melanderi (Alkali bee), 6347 nucleotides. NCBI's taxonomy places the organism in Eukaryota, Metazoa, Arthropoda, Insecta, Hymenoptera, Halictidae. The record is from RefSeq and is a predicted model, not a curated record.
UAUAUUUUUAAUCGAUCAAUCAAACAAUUAACACGAUUCAGUAUAAUUCCGCUGUAAGUAAUUAGUAAUAAACGAAUUUACAAGUAUCAAACAAAAUAAAAGACAACAAUUACGUUCUACUUGACAAGUAAACACAUUGAUAAAUCUACUUUACUGAACUAAGCGCAAUAUGAUCAGAUAGAUUAAAAGCGCGGCGCUCUAAGUAGGUAAUACUAUUAUCACAGCUAAGUAAUUAAGUGUAAGAAAAUCGAUAGGCAUAUUGGUGAAAAGCGGAUUAAAUUAAUUCGCAACAUUUAAUUGAAUUAUUUAUACAUGGAAGAAAAUGUGAAAGAAAAAGAGAAAAUGUUUCCUCUUGCUGUCGUGACGUCAGUUAUGACGUAAUAACUAACCAAUGUUCACUGCGUUCAAUCUAAAAUAUAGAUAGCGUUUCAUUUAGAGCUCCCUUAGUCCGGCUUUGAACGUUACGACGUAUUGUUUAAAUGUUUGAUGUACAACUCUUGAUCCCGAUACAAUAUUCGGAACGGUCACGUUACUUUAGGGAUCAGUUCUCAACCCACGGUCGGCCGAUAUUGGUUCCCCAUUGCUUUUCCAUCAAUAACGAAGAAUGCGUUCGCGACACACGUAUUAUGCGUUGUACAUUUUCAUUUUGAAUAACUUAGCAGGUCCAUAUGUUUAUAGUUAAGCUUUAACAGCGGUUGAUCAAUGGAACCAGACUUCGCGCUCGCGCCGUUGUCCCUCUGACGUUCGUGUACAUUCGCUUUCUUGCUUCGAAUGUUUGUAAUUAUAUCUGUGAAAAACGGCUUGACCCGCAAAGUGCGUUGGAUCCGUGAAUUCGUCUAACCCGGAAUGGUGAUCCCAACAUCCGUUCCACCGCCGUUUCUGUUCUAAUAUUUGUCCUUCAUGUGUUAAUUAAUUGUCGUAAUAUAAGAAGUAUUGACUGGUCGAACGGUUGUUCGAAAUCAGAUCUACAAUGAGUUCCCAACCAAUUGUGGUACCCGGUGGUGAUCACCGAUCUCAAUCAGAAACUCAUUCUGUCUCUGUUGGAAGUGCUUCUGAUUCAUUUAAAACCAUGACACCACCGAAUGUUAGCCGAUCACUUAGUAAUCGUAUUAGUGACAGUGGAUGUGGUACUUUACCAAGUAAGCUAGAACCAGUGGAUCAACAACUUCGACGAAGCAGUGCUCAAGUACAGUCUGCAACAUUACCUAAACUUCCAUCAACAGAGUCCCUAUCGACAAGUGUAAAUUUAACAACUGCUGCUCCUCCACUAUCUCCAGGACUAUCUGCGAUGGGGGAAGCUAAUCAAAAAACUGAUAAUACAUCUGAUAAGUCUUUAGAUUCUUGUAAAUUAACACGAAAAGAAUCAUAUAAGGCUCAAAGAAAAAAUUAUCGAAUGGAGAAGAAACGUGUGGCUAAUGAACUUCUUAGUUCAUUUAAAGAUCCAACUGUUAUUGUGAUGAGUGAUUGGCUUAAAGUCCGUGGAACACUGAAGAGUUGGACAAAACUGUGGUGUAUUUUGAAGCCUGGUUUACUCUUGCUGUACAAAAGUCCCAAAAUAAAAAGCAAUCACUGGGUAGGAACAGUUUUAUUAAAUACGUGUCAAGUGAUAGAACGACCAAGCAAAAAAGAUGGCUUUUGUUUUAAGCUAUUUCAUCCUUUAGAACAAUCAAUUUGGGCUCCGAGAGGUCCAGAAAAGGAAGCUAUUGGUGCUGUUGUACAACCUUUGCCAACUUCUUACCUGAUCUUUAGAGCUCCUUCACAGGCAGCUGGUAAAUGUUGGUUGGACGCGCUUGAAUUGUCUUUGCGUUGUUCUUCACUAAUAAUUCGUUCUACAAGUGCAUUGCCUCGUACUUUGCCACACGAUACCACAACAACUCAUGAAACUCAGUGGAGUGAAGCAGAUUAUGAAAAACAUUUUGAUGAACAUGUAUGUUUAUCUAAUUAUGCUCCCCGAUCUCCUGCAACGCCUCAAAGACGUUUACUGUCAUGCCCGCAGCCAUUCCUACUUAAUACAACAGACACUCCUAGAAGUGCUUGUCCUUCGCCAACCCCCAUGUUUCAACAGUUGUAUCAUGCAAUAGCUUAUUGGGAUAAGCGGUUUUGUGAUAGAUCUCCAACACCUGCCACAGAUACAGAUGUAAUCGAAAUUUCAAGUUCUGUGGGAACAUUAGGUGAUGGAGAUAUAUAUCCUGAUAGAUCUCACGUUGAAAUUAAAGCUUUAAAACGUGUAAUAUCUAAUAAUCGGCGCAUGACUCUUCCCUCUAUACACGUCCUUGAGUAUGACACCCCACAAGUAGUAACGCUAGACCCUAUGCACUCCUCACACACAGACCUGGACGACAUUAGUCAACCAGAAAAUGGAGUGGCUGCUGAUGCAGAGAUUAGUGCUUCGGACAGUGAAUCUGAAGGAUCAGCUAAAGAAGAUCAACCAGAAACUAUCAACGAGACACCUUACGUAGCAAAUGAAAACGAAAUUCUUGGAUCAGCCGGGGAGGUAGUCACUGAAUUACAAGAAGAACAAAAAUCAUUGAUAUGGUUUCUGAUGAAACAAGUUCGACCAGGCAUGGAUUUAUCCAAAGUUGUUUUGCCAACUUUUAUUUUAGAACCUCGCUCAUUUUUAGAGAAGCUGGCCGACUCUUACUAUCACGCAGACUUAUUGUCUCAAGCAGUGCUAGAAGAUGAUGCGUUUACACGUAUGAAAGGUGUUGUUAAGUGGUAUUUAUCUGGUUUCUAUAAGAAACCUCAAGGUUUAAAAAAACCAUAUAACCCACUAUUGGGUGAAACUUUUCGCUGCUAUUGGCAGCACUCUAAUGGUUCAAGAACCUUUUACAUAGCUGAACAAUUAUCUCACCAUCCACCUAUAUCUGGUUUCUAUGUAACAAAUCGUCAAGAUGGGUUUACUAUUAGCGCUACAAUUAUUGCUAAAUCUAAAUUUUAUGGGAAUUCGACAUCAGCAGUUCUAGAUGGUGUUGCAAUAUUAACGAUGUUACCUAGAGGAGAAGAUUAUACCAUGACUAUACCUUACGCUCAUUGUAAAGGUAUCCUUAUGGGAACAUUAUCUAUGGAACUAGGUGGAAAAGUUCAGAUAAAUUGCGAGAAAACAGGUUAUCAUACUGAAAUAGAAUUCAAGCUUAAGCCAUUCCUUGGUGGAGCAGAACAAAUGAAUCAAGUAUCAGGUGCAAUACGUCUAGGAAAAGAGACUCUUGCUACUAUAUCAGGGUAUUGGGAUGGUCAAAUAGUAAUUACAGAUAAAAGGGCUGGACAAGAAAGUAUAUUCUUCAAUCCAACGCCAGAAGUGCGCAGGAAGAGAUUGAAAAAAUAUACAGUACCCCUAGAACACCAAGGUGCAUGGGAAAGUGAAAGAUUGUGGUACGAUGUUACUCAAGCAAUCAAUCGAGAUGACCAAGUUGCUGCUACUGAUGCAAAAACUCAUUUGGAAGAAGCGCAAAGAGAACGUGCCAAAGAACGAAAACUUAAAGGUCAAGAAUGGAUUCCUAAAUAUUUUGUUCAGGAUAUUAUAACGGGGAAUUGGGUAUAUCGACAUGCCGAUGUUAGACCAUGGGAUCCUAGAAAUGAUGUUGUACAAUACGAACAAGAAUAUAUCGUGCGUACUAAAACUAGGCACAAAACACCGAUUAUGCGUACCGGUAGUAUUGUUUCUACUGAUCCUCAAACACAGGUUCCGCUUCUUCAGGCAGAGUCUCGUUCUUCGCUCUCUGUAUUGAAGUCUUCGAAAAGACAAUUAUCGAACAAUCUGCCAUUAACAGAAACAGCUCAUGAUUCUGGAAGUUCAUCUGCAGAAGGGCAUUCAGAUUCUAGUCAGUCGAUAGGUAAAAGGAAACGUUCUACUGCAAGAAUAAUAGACGUUAUGAAAGAUGUAGAACGUCAAAUGUUACAAUAUGGUGAAAAACUUAAUCGCAUACAACACAUAAUAGAGCAGCUCGCUAUAAGGCAAAGAGAACAAGGUGAUCAACAUCAUACAAUAAGUAUGUUAAAGAAUUUCAUAGAUACAAUUCUAGUUAUUGUAAUAGUUCUGUCUGUACAAUACUUUGCAAAAAUAUGGACCGCAGAACCCAGCGGGGGUUGAAGAUUGCGAUAGGAUAUCACAGUGUAUAUUUUAUAUAUUAUUUAUCUUCUCUCAAUUCGAGUUGUCAGCUUUUAUCCAAAAAGCCUUAAUGGGAGAGACCCCCUAAAAUUUAACGUACCUAAUUUACACGUGUUUUCUGUGGAGGCAAUAAACCACGUUGUUUUUGGUAGAAUAUUACUGAAGAAUAGAGUAAAGGAUCCAGAGGUUCCAGGGAGUAUCUGUAAUCACAGUGCAAUCUUCUUUUACUUAUAAUUUUUAGGAGCUUUAGUUGACACUAUUGUAGGACAACAUUUCCCUCGCAUUAAAAAAUGUAGAAUUCAUUUUCUAGUAACUACUAUAAGACAUUAAGUUCUUGUUGAACGGUCCUCACAGUAACAAUGAACUGUUAAGGGUAAGGGGAUUAACUUCACAAUUUCUUUGAGCUUAUCAUGUACAUAAUAUUUUAUAUCGUACUGCACGGAAAGUAAUUAUAUUUAUUCAGAGAACCUAACGAUGUUGUAGUCUUUAAUGCAUUCGCUCAAUAGUAAACUGUAAUAUUAAUAAGAUUCUUGUAAAAAUGACAGCUAUAUUAUAUUACUAUAAUAAAUUUAAUUAUAUUACCUUGAACUACAAAGAUUAUAAAAAAAGGGGGAUUGCAGUUCCAAGUUAAAUAUAAUAUAAAUUUUACAGUGGUUACCGAAAAUAAUAGCUUCGAAAUAUUAGUGAAUCAGUCAGCAGUAUUGUUAUUAAAUAGACAAUAUACAGUAAAUUUGGAAAGUUAAUAUUGUCGAUACAACAUUAAUGAAAAAAUUCGUCCAAAAUUUUGAAAUAGGAGCUUAAGCUGUAAUUUUGAUUUUGUAUAUUUAUAUUGCUGAAUUUAUUGCAACAUAUUCAAUAAAAGUCGGUGACUUCGUUUUCAUAUUUAGGAAGACCUGCAUGAGAAAUACUACUUUAUACUCUAGCAAUUUAAAAUAAAUUUUAAUUAUAUAUGCUUAUAAAUUAUUGCAACUCUGAAUGCAAGAAUGUUGAUUUUUUUUAGUGAAGUACUUUCCUAAUAAAGAUAUGAAGAAGAUAUUAGUCAUUUUGGUGUUAAAGUAAAUGAUAUAUGUAUAUAUACAAUACAUAUGUAUAUGUAUAUAUAUAUGUGUGAUUUGAAUUUUUAAUGAUGUUUCAUAUCAAGUUAUAAAAAUUGAUAAAAUCUGUUUAGAUCUUUAAGCAACAUUGAUUUGAAAAAAACAACGUACAAUAAAAAUUGAUGCUUUUAUAAUGUUAUAUUUUAGUAACAAAAGAGUCCUUUUCAAAUACAAUUUUGUUCAUAGAUAUAAAAUGUGCAUAUUUAAAUAAAACAGGCAAGAAUGUUUUUAUACAUAUAAUGAUGCAUUCAUUAAUAUAGAUACAUUUUUUGCUUGGAGUUAAAUAUUAGUACAACCUACUACUAUAUCAAAUUUGAAUACCGUCUUCUUUUAUACAGCCUUUUACAUAUAAUUAGUUACUGUUCUUUUGCAUACAAUAAGUGUGUAUUGGCAGAUAAUAAGUACAUUUUUUUUAUAUAUACAAAAAAUUGAUUGCAAAUGCCGUUUAUCUCAUUAAUAAUUGACAAUUACCAUUAAUUUAUAUUCUUAGAAUUUUGCUUCAUAUUUAAAAUACUAAUGUCCCAAAUCAUAAUAAAACAUUCCUUAAUUGUUAGAAACUUUUAACCAUAUAUAGACCAAUCUUUUGUUACUAGAUUGUAAUGUGUGUUUUGUAUUUUUAAAACACUACAAUAGCUCCAAACUGUUCCAUGAAUAUCUUAAUGAAUUUCGGUAAUACAGUUUGAUAAAUUCCACAAAUAUUUAUUAAAUUUGUUAAAAUUGAUUAAUUGAAUCUACCAAGUUAACAUUUAUUACAGUUUUAAUAUUGUUAAUGAUCGUGUAUGGCCUCCGUGAUUAAUAUUGUCAUAUUUUGCACAAAGAUUUGUAAUAAUUCUUCAUUUAAUUAUUUCGACUUAUGGUUAUUUAAUUGUUUAUAGUUAUAAUUAUACGUAAGAAAUUCGGAAGAUGAAUCAGAUUAGAAUAAUCCAAAGAGUCAGUAAUGAUACAAAGUAAAUUACAUUGUUAGCUCUUAUCACAUUUCACAUGUGGUGCUGUGUACUAUGGAAUAGAUUAUUUUUUGUAAUAUUUACCGAUCCAAUAUAUUUUCGGUAGAGUACCUGAUAUUUUUGUAUUAUAGUUUAAUUAAGUUUUAUGUCUAUGAAAAAAUUAGAAAAUUUUACUAAUAUUAUUCAUUGUUCAAUAUUGUUAAU